Molecule: messenger RNA, 2641 nt
Organism: Colossoma macropomum (tambaqui)
Lineage: Eukaryota; Metazoa; Chordata; Actinopteri; Characiformes; Serrasalmidae
Product: NACHT, LRR and PYD domains-containing protein 12-like
Molecular function (GO): protein binding
Source: RefSeq, a predicted model, not a curated record
AACACGGAAACACUAGGAAUCUCAUAGUGCAGAUAGUCUAAAUAUUAAUUGUGAACUGAAAUCCUCAGCAGUGGUGCUUUUGUGAAAAGAGCAUAUACAAUGAAGAGAAAGGCAUUUACUGUCACAAAGGUAAUUACUGUAAUAUCAAAUUACUUUCUGAGAUAAUCAGAGACUUUUUAGUUAGAAGAUGGAAGCUUCCACUCCAGCUCACACCGGUCCUGCCCAGACCAACAUGACAGCUCAGACAGGAGGAAACAUCUGUGCUCCUGUUCUCCAUGGGAAUAAUAUUCAAGGCAGUGUUACAGUUAUAUACAACACACAGGGAGGUCAGGAAGUUUCCAGUUCCAGCACCAGUACAGUUCAGACUGGAAGUCCUACUGCUGCUCCUGCUCUCACUGAAGAUUUGGUCAGUGUAUUUAGACAAAAACUGAAGAAGAUAUUUCACACUAUUAAUGAAGGAAUCAGACGGCAUGGAAAGUCAACCCUUCUGAAUGAGAUCUACACAGAGCUCUACAUCACAGAGGGAGGAAGUGGAGAGGUCAAUAAUGAACACGAGGUCAGACAGAUUGAGACAACAUCCAGGAGACCAGCAACACAGGAGAACCCCAUCAAAUGCAAUGACCUCUUUAAAGAGACACCCAUCAGAACUGUACUGACGAAAGGAGUUGCUGGAAUUGGAAAAACAGUCUCUGUGCAGAAGUUCAUUCUGGACUGGGCUGAAGGAAAAACAAACCAAGAUGUCCUCUUCAUAUUUCCACUUCCUUUUAGAGAGCUGAACUUCAUAAAGAAAAAGCUCAAUCUGAUGAAGCUUCUUCAUUAUUUUUUCUCCAAUCUGAAAGAACUAAGAUCAGUAGACUGUGAAGCUUACAAAGUCAUGUUCAUCUUUGAUGGUCUGGAUGAGUGUCGACUUCCUCUAGAUUUCCAGAACAAUGAGAGCUUGUGGGAUGUAACAGAUUCAGCCUCAGUGGAUGUGCUGCUGACAAAUCUCAUCAAGGGGAAUCUGCUUCCCUCUGCUCUCCUCUGGAUAACUACUCGACCAGCAGCAGCCAAUCAGAUCCCUCCUGAAUGUAUUGACCUGGUAACAGAGGUACGAGGGUUCAGUGACCCUCAGAAAGAGGAGUACUUCAGGAAGAGAAUCAGUGACCAGAGCCUGGCCAAUAAAAUCAUCUCACACAUGAAGUCUUCAAGAAGCCUCUACAUCAUGUGCCACAUCCCAGUCUUCUGUUGGAUUGCAGCCACUGUUCUAGAGAGAGUGUUGGGUGGAGCAGAGAGUGGAGAGAUCCCCAAGACUCUGACUCAAAUGUUCACACACUUCCUGAUCUUUCAGAUCAAACACAAGGACCAAAAGUACCAUGGGAAAAUGAUUCUGGCACUGGGAAAACUGGCUUUCCAACAGCUGGAAAAAGGCAAUCUGAUCUUCUAUGAGGAGGACCUGAGAGAGUGUGGCAUUGAUGCCAGAGAAGUGUCAGUGUACUCAGGAGUUUGUACCCAGAUCUUCAGAGAGGAGUUUGAGCUGCACCUGGGGAAGGUGUUCAGCUUUGUGCACCUGAGUGUUCAGGAGUUUCUGGCUGCUUUAUAUGCAUUUCUCUCCUUCAUCAGCAAAGAUAAAACAAAACAGGUGACCACUGAUCUCUCUGAUAUUUUCAAAAUGUCAGACUUCCUCAAGUCUGCAGUGGACAAGGCCCUACAAAGUGAGAAUGGACACCUGGACCUUUUCCUUCGGUUCCUUCUGGGCCUCUCACUGGAGUCCAAUCAGACGCUCUUACGAGGCCUACUGACACAGACAGGAAGCAGCUCUCACAGCAAAGAGGAAACAGUCCAGUACAUCAAGGAGAAGAUCAGGGAGAAUCCCUCUCCAGAAAAAUCCAUCAAUCUGUUCCACUGUCUGAAUGAACUGAAUGAUCAUUCUCUAGUGCAGGAGGUUCAAACAUACCUCAGAAACCAACAUUUGUAUCACCUCAGUGGAAUCAGUCUAUCUCCUGCCCAGUGGUCAGCUCUAGUGUUUGUGUUGCUGAACUCAGAAGAGGAGCUGGAUGUGUUUGACCUGGGUAAAUAUGGCAGGUCAGAUGAAUGUCUUCUGAGGCUCCUGCCAGUGGUCAAAGCAUCCAAAAGAGCUGAACUAUAUGGCUGUAAUCUCACAGAGAAAAGCUGUGCAGCUCUGUCCUCAGCUAUCAGCUCAAACUUCUCAAGUCUGAGAGAACUGGACCUCAGAAAUAAUAAACUGCAGGAUUCAGGAGUGGAGCUGCUCUAUGCUAGACUGAAGAAUCCACACUGUAAACUGGAGAAACUGGAGCUGUGUUAUUGCAAUCUCACAGAGGAAAGCUGCAAAGUUCUGUCAUCAGCUCUCCACUCAAACUUCUCCAGUCUGAGAGAACUGAACCUGAGUGACAAUAGUCUGCAAGAUUCAGGAGUGGAGCUGCUCUCUGCUGGACUGGAGAAUCCACACUGUAAACUGGAGAAAUUGGAGCUGUGUGACUGUAAUCUCACAGAGAAAAGCUGUGCAGCUCUGUCCUCAGUUCUCAGCUCAGCUCAAAAUCUGAGAGAACUGGACCUCAGUAACAAUAAACUGCAGGAUUCAGGAGUGGAGCUGCUCUCUACUGGACUGAAGAAUCCACACUGUAAACUAGAGACACUGAGGUGA